AUGACCCUCUCUCUGUCUCUGUCUCUACAACACGCCCACACUCUUUGGCUCCUCUGGCCAAUGCCUCAUCUCGGACCUCAAACGCAACAGCAGGACGAGCCAAUGUUACAGGUUAAGCACCCUUCGGCUCCAACCGGAGUCUGUGGUGCUGCGAGACGGAGGCAGCUCAAAUUUUGGGUUCCCUCUUCUCGAUCUGUAACCAGGUGUCUGGUCGUCCGUCCGUCCUUGGAGGCGGUCCGGUCCCCUCUUUCUCCGCCACAGAUUCCAAGCAGCUGGCUCAAUAACCGUCAACCUGGAUAUGCGUCGUCCGUUUUCACUAAAUCCUGA
Fusarium mangiferae is the source of this 327-nucleotide messenger RNA. RefSeq lists its product as uncharacterized. The transcript has a single exon. The record is from RefSeq and is a predicted model, not a curated record. NCBI's taxonomy places the organism in Eukaryota, Fungi, Ascomycota, Sordariomycetes, Hypocreales, Nectriaceae. Bases 1 to 327 code for a protein of 108 amino acids.